GAGCGAGUUGACAGCAAAGUGUGCGCACUACUAGCUUCCUGUUCGUCAGUCGUGUUUGUUGUUCACCGAGUGUAGUCUGAACACCUUGUCGACAGAGAAGGCAACGAUGAAACCUACACUUCCGUGAUUACACUUACAACGAGGGCUGCUGGCAUAACUUUGGAGGGGGCUAACAAACCGGGAACGGUGUUUCGAUGUAUCUUAGACUUAGCCGGAUGAUGAGUCUGUUAGCGUAAUGUCGCUGAGUUCAGGCGGGUGGACUCACACCCUUCCGACGGACCCGUCCUCAUCUAUCUCAGGCUAUGGGGCCUCGCAGGCGAGCUGUCAUACCGUCUUAAUGUCGGUUAGGGUAUCAGUUUGCCACUCUGGUAUUCGGCCGCUCUGUCUUCCAGGAGCAGGAGAUGAGUCACUCCGUCUCCAGCUCAGUAUGGACCCUGGGAAGUUGGGGGAAUUCCGCCUCUCGCUGCGGGACGCCAGCGGAACAGCUCGCAGUGUGACCAUUGCAGACUUUGACUUGAGGUUGGUGCACUAUGAGGUGAAGUCUCCUAAGUGCCAUGAGCUGAGUUUAGCCACACCACCUCACGACCGCAUCAGCUUCAACUUCCGCUGUGAACAGGAAGCCCAGGAGUGGGCCACGGUGAUGAUGUCAUCGCUGCGAGAGGCGCACAGGGUGGCAGAGAACCACUCCCCGGGGGACAGCCAGCUGCCCCUGGAAGCAUCGGAACCCCAGAACUCUGCAUCUUUACCUCACACAGAGGAGAUGUGUGCAGAGCUCACCAAGGCCAUUGAGGAUGGUGACAUGCAGACGGCCUCCCUAUUGGCUGCCUCCCUGGCCAGACAGCAGGCAGCUCUCAGGAUCCAGCCCUCUGUGAGGAGCUGUGAGGAGACAGAGAUUAGCUUGGCUGUCGUGGUCGAAGAUUCGUCGUCGUCCUGUUGCGUCACGGUGAAAGUCUUCCCCCACGCGACCAUCGCAGCACUUAAGCAGCAGGUGUUCCUGGAGUACGGUUUCCACCCCCGGGUGCAGCGCUGGGUGAUCAGUCAGUGUCUGUGCACGGACCAGCGCUCUCUGGCCUCCUACGGCGUGCGUCGUGACGGCGACACGGCCUUCCUCUACCUGCUGACGGCCCGCCACUCCCGGCUGACUCGCCAUCUGCUCCAGCAGGACCAGGAGAGCGCCCUGCUCCUCGCCCCGCCUUCCAACCCUCCCCCCUCCUGCUCACACCCUCACCCUUCGUCCCUCGGGAGCAGCAACAGUGGUGGUGGCCCCCCGAAGGACUGGAGGACAUACAGCACCAUGCCCCCCCAGCUGUAUGAUAACGGCACAGGCAAUAAGGCAGCAGGUGGGGCAGAGAAACAGAACGUUGGUGAGCUCAGAGAUCUCAUCCACUUGGAGAUGCCUCAACUUAACCAAGCACUGACCCAAAACAAAUCCAGCUCUCAGGGUUGGGCCUGUCCAUCCUGCACAUACAUCAACAAGCCCACCCGGCCAGGCUGUGAGAUCUGCAGCACUGACCGCCCGGAGAGCUACACAGUCCCUGGAGGCUACAGGCCAGACCCCCUGGAGCUACGUCGCAUCCAGCAGGAGAAGGAGGCCGUCCGUCAGUACCAGCUGGCGAGGGAGGCCGAGCGCAGGGAGAACUUCGCCCGGCUGGUGAUGCUGGACGGCCAGGAUCUGAUCCCCAACCCGGACUGCGUGGACUGCAGGAUCUGCUACCUGGACCUGCAGCCUGGGGAGGGGGUUCUGCUCAGGGAGUGCCUACACUGCUUCUGCAGGGUUUGCCUGCGCUCGGUGAUUCUCCUGUGCGAGGAGCCGGAGGUGGCCUGUCCAUACAGAGACGACACGUACGCCUGUGAAUACACUCUGCAGGAGAGGGAGAUCAGGGCCCUGGUGUCGGAGGAAGAGUACGAGCGCUGGCUGCAGCGGGGCCUGUCUGUGGCUGAGUCUCGCUGUGAGGGCAGCUACCACUGCGCCAGCCCGGACUGCCCUGGCUGGUGUGUGUACGAGGACACGGUCAACAUCUUCCACUGUCCUGUUUGCAACAAGCACAACUGCCUGCUCUGCAAGGCGAUCCACGAGGGGAUGAACUGUAGGCAGUAUCAGGAUGACCUGACGGCCCGCGCUGUCAACGACUCGGCAGCCAGGAGGACCAGGGAUCUGCUCAAGACUCUGGUGCGGUCUGGAGAGGCCAUGCACUGCCCCCAGUGCGGCAUCAUUGUGCAGAAAAAGGAGGGCUGCGAUUGGCUGCGCUGCACCGUCUGUCACACAGAGAUCUGCUGGGUCACCAGAGGGCCUCGUUGGGGUCCAGGGGGACCUGGAGACACAAGUGGAGGCUGUCGCUGCAAUGUGAACAAGCAAAGAUGCCACCCGAAGUGCCAAAACUGUCACUGAGAAAGAUGUUACUGUUGUGAGAGAGGGAAAAUGAGUUGAAGCAAUACUUCUAACUGGAAUAAAAGGGAGGAUUGAAAGGUGGGAUGUAUACGCCAAAGAAGUUGUCUUGUCAGGAAAAAUUCGUAUUUAUCAUUGCACUGCAUAUUUACCUAAGCGUGUUUAUAUCUUUGUAUUUUGCUUUGUUUAUUAUUUUUUUAUUUUAUUCCUUAGAAUCAUUCAAUGCUGAUUAGGGAAGCAUUUGGAUAAGUGUCCUUAACAUAACCGUCAAUGCUCAAAGUCUGCUAACGACACAGACAUAAAACACCACUACCGAGCCCAAAAUAAUAAUUAUCUAUGCCAUUUUCUGUGUAGAAAAACAACAAACAAGGCUGUGUAGAGGGUUAUUAGUUGUGAAAUGAACAAGCUACUCUGUGUUUUGGUCCUGUUUCUGUCUCUGUACAUAAUGGCUCAGGAUGAAUUAAGACUGAUAUCUCUCAGCCUAAAUAAGGAGCUUUAUUGACUGUUCUAUUUAUGACUUACGUGCUAUAUGCCUCAGACAAGUCCCCAAGCCUAAAAAACUGUUGUGUGUGUGUGUGUGUGUGUGUGUGUGUGUGUGGUGGAAACUGUACACUCAGGAGCUAUUUGCCUUUGUGCCUUUAUAAUGUUUCAAUAAACCCACUCA
This is a messenger RNA of Osmerus eperlanus (European smelt), 3050 nucleotides long. RefSeq names its product sharpin and rbck1 related (gene shrprbck1r). Gene Ontology annotation, cellular component: ubiquitin ligase complex. Lineage: Eukaryota; Metazoa; Chordata; Actinopteri; Osmeriformes; Osmeridae. Gene Ontology annotation, biological process: positive regulation of canonical NF-kappaB signal transduction; protein linear polyubiquitination; proteasome-mediated ubiquitin-dependent protein catabolic process. The transcript has 14 exons. Gene Ontology annotation, molecular function: ubiquitin-protein transferase activity; ubiquitin binding. The record is from RefSeq and is a predicted model, not a curated record. Bases 236 to 2389 code for a protein of 717 amino acids.